AUGCCAGGCUCAGUCCUCGAGAACACAACCGACCCUCCCCUCCCACCACCAAAACACCACCUUCAAUCCGCCCCUCUCCUAACCCCAAUCCAAGCCACGCUCCCUAACACACUUACAAAUAUAACCCUCUACCCAACUUCUAACGGACCAACAUCCCUCCCUCAAGAACUUAUAACCUUUCUCCAUGAGGAAUUCUCUGUCGAGAUUUUGAAGGGAUGUACAUAUCCCAUGGAAGAGCCCAUGAGUUUUGAUAGGUUUAGGGAGUAUUGGUUCGGGACUUUUGCUGUUGUUGUUCUCAAAGGCACUGUCGAUGAGAGUAGAAAGCUGUUACAGGGUGAUGGGAAAGGGGUGGAUUGGAAGGAGGUGUGCCUGGGGACGUUUUAUAUUAAACCUAAUUAUCCCGGACGAUGCUCCCACAUCUGCAACGCAGGUUUCCUAACCUGCUCUCACGCUCGAGGUCAAGGUAUCGGCUCCAUAAUGGGACGAACAUAUCUCGAAUAUGCGCCUAAACUUGGAUACAAAUACUCCGUCUUCAAUCUCGUAUUUGCCAACAAUCCCGCCUCAAGCAAGAUAUGGGACCGUCUCGGAUUUGAGGUAUUGGGUCGUGUUCCCGGGGCGGGUAGAUUGGCUAAUAGUGAGGAAUUGGUUGAUGCGUUGAUUUAUGGGAGGAGUUUGGUAUGAUCUUUCCCUAUAGUUUGGA
Messenger RNA from Talaromyces stipitatus ATCC 10500, 700 nucleotides. Its product is annotated as GNAT family acetyltransferase, putative. The coding region runs from base 1 to 681 and encodes 226 amino acids. The record is from RefSeq and is a predicted model, not a curated record. The transcript has 3 exons. Gene Ontology annotation, molecular function: acyltransferase activity, transferring groups other than amino-acyl groups. NCBI's taxonomy places the organism in Eukaryota, Fungi, Ascomycota, Eurotiomycetes, Eurotiales, Trichocomaceae.